GAGCUUAGACGAGCCCUCUGGCCACCCUUGGACCCCAGGAUGGCCUCCGGCUCAGCCAGCAGCCCCCGCCCGGCCCCCGAUGAGAAUGAGUUUCCCUUUGGGUGCCCCCCCACCAUCUGCCAGGACCCACCAGAGCCCAGGGCUCUCUGCUGCACUGCCUGUCUCUCAGAGAACAUGAGGAACGGUGAGGAUCGGCUCUGCCCCAAAUGCAGAGGCGACAGCCCCCAUUCUGUAAGCCCAGGACACCUGUCUCAGGAGAAGGACCACCCCGAUGUGGCCGAGGCUAGAGUUGGGUGCCUCUUCGCAGGUGUUGGCUGCUCCUUCAAGGGGAGCCCAAAGUCUGUGCAGGAGCAUGAGGCCACUGCCCAGGCCUCCCACUUAAACCUGCUGUGGAGCUUCGUGAAGCAGUGGAAGGCCCAGCUGGGCUCCAGCCAGGUGUCUGGACCCACGGCCCUAGAGCGAAACCUGUCAGACCUGCAGCUGCAGGCGGCUGUGGAGGUGGCUGGGGACCUGGAGGUGGACUGCUAUCGAGCACCCUGCUCCAAGGGCCCAGAGGAGUUGGCCCUGCAGCACUUCAUGAAGGAGAAGCUCCUCGCUGAGCUGGAGGAGAAGCUGCGCGUGUUUGAGAACAUCAUCGCCGUCCUCAACAAGGAGGUGGAGGCCUCCCACCUGGCCCUGGCCGCCUCCAUUCACCAGAGCCAGCUGGACUGCGAGCACAUCCUGAGCUUGGAGCAGAAGGUGAUGGAGUUGCAGCAGAGCCUGGCCCAGAAAGACCAGGCCCUGUGCAAGCUGGAGCAGAGUCUGCACCUCAUGGAGGAGGCCUCCUUCGACGGCACCUUCCUGUGGAAGAUCACCAAUGUCACUCGGCGGUGCCACGAGUCAGCCUGUGGCAGGACCAUCAGCCUCUUCUCCCCAGCUUUCUACACUGCCAAGUACGGUUAUAAGUUGUGCCUGCGGCUGUACCUGAACGGAGAUGGCACAGGAAAGAGGACCCACCUGUCGCUGUUCAUCGUCAUCAUGAAGGGGGAGUACGACGCGCUGCUGCCCUGGCCUUUCCGGAACAAGGUUACCUUCAUGCUGCUUGACCAGAACAACCGUGAGCACGCCAUUGACGCCUUCCGGCCCGACCUAAACUCAACGUCCUUCCAACGGCCUCAGAGCGAAACCAACGUGGCCAGCGGCUGCCCACUCUUUUUCCCCCUCAACAGGCUGCAGUCGCCCAAGCAUGCCUACGUGAAGGAUGACACCAUGUUCCUCAAGUGCAUCGUGGAGACCAGUGCUUAG
Orycteropus afer afer is the source of this 1284-nucleotide messenger RNA. It is a transcript of the gene TRAF1, whose product is annotated as TNF receptor associated factor 1. Gene Ontology annotation, cellular component: cytoplasmic side of plasma membrane; plasma membrane signaling receptor complex. Gene Ontology annotation, biological process: protein K63-linked ubiquitination; positive regulation of JNK cascade; regulation of apoptotic process. Lineage: Eukaryota; Metazoa; Chordata; Mammalia; Tubulidentata; Orycteropodidae. The record is from RefSeq and is a predicted model, not a curated record. Gene Ontology annotation, molecular function: ubiquitin protein ligase binding; tumor necrosis factor receptor binding; zinc ion binding.